Elaeis guineensis (African oil palm) is the source of this 1741-nucleotide messenger RNA. Its product is annotated as protein TIC 21, chloroplastic. The record is from RefSeq and is a predicted model, not a curated record. NCBI's taxonomy places the organism in Eukaryota, Viridiplantae, Streptophyta, Magnoliopsida, Arecales, Arecaceae.
GUAGAGACAGGAGGGAGACUAAUAAAAAUAAAAUACGGGACAGGCGGCGCAGCAUUUGUGGGACAAAGCUCCACCCCGGAGCACCGCAUAAUGCAGGCGCUGCUGCUGCCUUCGCGGCCUGGGGUUCGAUCCGCCGGGCUGCUGGUGGCCUCCUCUCCGCCGCAUCCGCCGCGUCAAUCUAAAACCCUUGUCACCGUCCCCCUUUCCCCCACCGUCGCCCCUCUCUUCCGUCGUCCCAGUCUCUCUUUCUCUCCUUCCAGAGUCCUCGCCCCAUACUCUUUUUCCUUCUCUUUCGUCUCCGCCGCAUCGCCAAUCCACGAGCCUGCGAGCCGGACCGCGGCGCUCGCGGCCGCCACUUUCCCUUCUGCUGCCGAUGAUGAAUCGGAGAGGGCAAAGCUCGCGCAGUGGCCAAAUGAGCAGGUCUCCAAGAGGUUAGAGAGCACUGCUAGAUAUUUCAAGCGGUUGGGAAGUGCAGGAUUUUGGGGGCAACUUGUGUGCACUGUUGUGGCAGCUGUAAUUUUAUCAUUCUCUGCAGUUGUUACUGGGAAGGUCACAUCAUCAGUUACAUUUUAUACGACUGCUGGUGGUAUUGCAGCAGCAUUUGUGUCAGUCUUUUGGUCAUUUGGUUACAUUCGGCUAUCAGAAAGACUUAGAAGAACAGCUAAUGAGCCUGCAAAGGCUCCUCCACGUGCUGACGUGGUAAAAAGCUUAAAAAAUGGUAUAGUGCUAAAUCUUUUAGGCAUGGGUGCUGCAAUUCUAGGUAUGCAAGCAACUGUUGGGUUAUUGGUUGCAAAGGCCCUUACAUCAUCAGUAAUUCCAUACUACCAGGGGAUUUCCCCUGGGAAGAGUCCUGUUUUGGCUUUAGAUAUUUUCCUGGUGCAGGCUUCAGCCAACACUAUACUUUCUCAUUUCUUGGGACUUGUUUUCUCAUCAGAACUGCUGCGAUCAGUCACAUUGCCACAUGUGGAAGCUAUUCCUGUUCCAAAACCUGCAUAGCUUGCUUGUGAAUAUAAUAAAAUCUGUGUUGCUCCUGUAGCCGCCCUUGUUCCUUUUUCCUUGAAGUCUAGCCACUUUUGGUUGAACCUGUUAUAAACAGAGUUGAACAUUCAAGGGUACAUGUUUCUGUAUACAAAAUAUUUGCAAUUGACCAAGGUGGCUUAGAUCCAGAACAGUGUUCUGUUGUCUGAACUGAGGUAGAAGCCGUUAUAUCUGUAGUUUUGUUUCCCUUGCAAUUUGACUGGCUGGACAAAUGAAAGUCGUUCUGAGACGAUCUACUGUAAUAGGCACACAGCUGGCAUUUCGUGAAAUACUUUGCCGCUCCAGCCUAGCUUUGCAGACAUGUGGUCCUCUAUCUGUACUCAUUGAAGCUUGAUAUAGAGGUAAUGUUCCUGAGGACUACGAAUGCUAGCAGCGGUUACCUACUUGUAACAAGCAUGGCUUCUUAUGAAAGAACCUUGUUGAGCUCCCUCGUCUUGCUUUAUUGAAGUCUGCUUCACAGCCACCAGCUGCUAGUUGAGUUAGGCUACGAAUAUGCUUGUGAACAGUUUCAAAUAGCUCUCAUGUUUGUUUUGCUCUAAUGACAGGCUCUCGUAUUAUCCAAUUCUGAGAGUCAUUUCCAGCCAUGUGGCGUUGUAAAAAUUGAGGGUGGUUCGACUUGAAUGCAUCUAACGCCUUCCUGCACCUUUAGUCCCUGAUUUAUGUGGGGCUAUAGAAGAUUGUCUUCCCAAUAAUAUUCGGAGAU